Pteronotus mesoamericanus is the source of this 1126-nucleotide messenger RNA. It is a transcript of the gene RASL11B, whose product is annotated as RAS like family 11 member B. NCBI's taxonomy places the organism in Eukaryota, Metazoa, Chordata, Mammalia, Chiroptera, Mormoopidae. Gene Ontology annotation, molecular function: GTPase activity; GTP binding. Bases 170 to 916 code for a protein of 248 amino acids. The record is from RefSeq and is a predicted model, not a curated record. The transcript has 4 exons.
CGAGAGUCUGAGCCCGCUCGAGCUCUACGCCGUGCCCAGUCCAGUGCUCUUUUUGUUGUUUUGGGUUCUUCUUUCCUACGGCGGAGACCCUCUGCCGGGUCCUCCCGCUCCCUCCGGCGCAGCGCAAGCCUCUCCCCGUCCCGCGCGGAGCAGCCCAGCCGGAGCGGCGAUGCGCCUCAUUCAGAACAUGUGCACCAUCGCGGAGUACCCGGCUCCGAGCAGCGCCGCCGCUGCCGAUUAUUGCCUGGGGGCGGCGGGCCGCCGGCUAGUCAAGAUCGCUGUGGUGGGGGCCAGCGGCGUGGGCAAGACCGCUCUGGUGGUGCGGUUCCUCACCAAACGAUUCAUUGGUGACUACGAAAGAAAUGCAGGUAAUCUCUACACCAGACAAGUCCAAAUAGAAGGUGAAACUCUGGCUAUUCAAGUUCAAGACACUCCAGGCAUUCAGGUCCAUGAGAAUGGCUUGAGCUGCAACGAACAGCUGAAUAGGUGUAUUCGCUGGGCAGAUGCUGUGGUGAUCGUUUUCUCCAUCACCGACCACAAGAGCUAUGAACUCAUUGGCCAGCUCCACCAUCACGUCCAGCAGCUACACUUGGGCACUCGGCUUCCUGUCGUGGUCGUGGCCAACAAAGCUGACCUGUUGCACGUGAAACAGGUGGACCCUCAGCUUGGACUCCAGCUGGCCGGCAUGCUGGGCUGCUCGUUCUAUGAAGUGUCCGUCAGCGAAAAUUACAACGACGUCUACAACGCUUUCCAUGUCCUGUGCAAAGAAGUGAGCCACAAACAGCCACCGAGCAGCACGCCAGAGAAGCGGAGAACCUCCCUCAUCCCCAGGCCCAAGUCCCCCAACAUGCAGGACCUGAAGAGGAGGUUCAAGCAGGCCCUUUCUGCCAAAGUGAGGACUGUCACCUCUGUCUGAAGCAGAGGCCCUCCAGGGGGUUUGGUCUUCCCAGGAAGAGAGUCGGAGGCUCUGCCAGUGCAGGAGCAUUGAAUGCUGGCAGUAAUUCAUGGUUCCAAAUGGGGCUGGAGCAGGGAGGCCGGGGGGCCUGUGGAACUGGUGUGGAAAAGAAAGUGUUGUUCUGAGCAGGGGGACAGAACUGAUAAGGCUUGAAUGAGCCCACUGAGCCAC